AUGUGCUGGAUCUAUACAGAGGCCCAAGUGCGCAUAGAUGCAGCUACGGCGAAGUGUGGAUCAGGGGGAGUAGCCCCUGACUGCAGUCCGCAGAUCGGGGCGGAGCUCAACGUGGGCGGAGUCAAACGUUUGACGCCGCCCACGUUGAGCUCCGCCGGGGCGUAUGACAGAGAAGGAGAAGAAGCAGAGGAGAAGAAGAGCGAAGUAGCUGGCAGAAUGGAGGAGGAUUCCCUGCUUAUGGACACCUUAACGGCAGCAAGGUGGUGUGGCACAAGAUCCUUCAAGGGAAAACUUUACCUUCCCCAGGUCAUCACCAUGAACAAGGAAGAUUCCUUGAGGGCAGUGGAAAUGCUGCGCAUGUGUGAUGGCCUGGAUGAAGAGUAUAAAGAAGACCUCAGUGAACCGUUCAUGUUCAUGUUUAGUUUGCAGGCAGACUAUGAGGAGUUCUGCAAGGAAAUGAUGGACAAAAGGCAGCUGCAGGUGUUUUCCGGCUUUGAAAUGAGAUAA
Knipowitschia caucasica is the source of this 507-nucleotide messenger RNA. Lineage: Eukaryota; Metazoa; Chordata; Actinopteri; Gobiiformes; Gobiidae. The record is from the annotation of a GenBank genome assembly.